Mesorhabditis spiculigera is the source of this 1155-nucleotide messenger RNA. Lineage: Eukaryota; Metazoa; Nematoda; Chromadorea; Rhabditida; Rhabditidae. The record is from the annotation of a GenBank genome assembly.
AUGGAACGGCCAGUAAAGAAUCAUAGCGAAGCGCUGAAUGUGAAAAUGCGAACGAUUUUGCAGCAAUUAGUUGAUGUGGACGAGAAAAAUCAAUUGGUGCAGCUUGUGCUCUGGGUGAAACUGACUUGGAUCGAUUAUAAAAUGAAAUGGGAUCCAAACGAAUAUGGUGGAAUUAAAGAUGUCCAAUUACCACCAAAUACCUUAUGGAAACCUGAUAUUCUGCUUUUCAACUCGGCCGAUGAGCAUUUUGAUGCUUUAUUCCCUGUUAAUUUUGUUGUGGAUCACGAGGGUCGUGUACUCCUUGCUCCACCAUCGAUCGUCAAAAUUUCCUGCAACGUUGAUUUGACCCAUUUCCCAUUUGAUGAUCAGAUUUGUUACUUAAAAUAUGGUAGUUGGACCUACACCGGCAACAAAGUUGAUAUCGACAUCGACCUCGAAGAUCUGGUAGCACCACAUAAUAUGGAUCUACAAUAUUACGUCCCGAACGGAGAAUGGGAUCUUUUGAGCACGCCAGCUCGAGUGGAUACAAAAGAAUUUGUUGGUGAAAAGUACAUUGAGGUCUACUUUUACGUCCACCUGAAACGCCGCACAUUAUACUAUGGAUUGAAUUGGAUCAUUCCUUCUCUUCUCAUUUCACUUUCCAACGUGCUUGGCUUUGCCUUGCCGCCAGAGUGUGGUGAAAAGAUUACCGUUCAAAUCACAAACCUACUGUCCGUAUUGGUGUUUCUCGGUAUGGUAUCAAAUGUGACACCACCAACCUCGGAAUCGAUACCAGUAAUUGUGGCCUUCUUCACGGCUUCAUUGCUGAUCCUUGGUCUAUCUGUAAUUACAACCACCCUCACAAUUACCAUCCAUUUCCGUCACCCCAAAACGAGACCCCCGAUGGGACCUGUGAUGAGUCUGAUUUUCCUGGAAUGGCUCCCAUGGUUGCUGCUAAUGACCAGACCCGGAAAGAAAUUUGUGCGGCCAAAGCAGGUUCAAUCAUGUGUGGAUUGCGUGGAAUCCAAGAGGAUGAAGGUGGACCUGAACGGGAUGAGAGCCUAUUGCAUUGUGCACGAUUCGACGACUUCUCAUCUGGAAAUAGCCUGGAUGAUUCAAUCCCAUUUGCCGUUCCUCAAUAUCCUUUGGACGAAUGCACGCCGAUGGAAGCGUCAU